UGCUUCGUAAGAAAACAGCACUGAUUUCAUAUAAGGAGGUUUUGAACGAUUUAGCCUAGAUAAAGACUGGCAGCCAUGCUGACCAGCUUUGUUGAAGGCCUCCUCUGCUGCCUCGCCUCCAAAUCAACCAACACCGUGGUUCCUGUGGAGACCUCCGAACCUGCAGAUGGCUACGAGUUUGUGGAGGUGAAACCGGGCCGGCUCCUGCGUGUUCGACACAUCAUCCCUGACCGUCCGGUGGUGGAGGAACCCUCACAGGGUCGCAUCGUGAGCUGCAAGAGAAAAAUCACAGUCUACCGCAGUGGACAGCUGUUCAUCGAGAACUUGGGUGAGAGGGCGAGCGCAGAGCUGAAAACCUGCCAGAAUGGAGACACAGAGCCCAACAGCACAGUGGAAGUGGAACUGACAGACAGUCGGAACUCCUCGCCGCCCCUCAGCAUACCUGAGGCCCGGUCAGACUUGGUCACAGCUGGAAACAACAUGGCGGCUCCUGAAUCAGGAGCAGCAGCACCUGCUGCAGGACAGAACGAGCCGGCCCAACAGCCCCGCAAACGGAGGAGGAAACCCAAACGAACCGUGGUGAUCGACUGCGAGAGGAGGAUCUCCUCCUGCAGGGGGACACACUCAGACGUGGCUCUGUUCUUCAUCCACGGGGUGGGGGGUUCGCUGGACAUCUGGGGAAGCCAGCUGGACUUUUUCUCCAGACUUGGUUACGAGGUGAUUGCCCCGGACUUGGCAGGGCACGGGGCCAGCUCAGCUCCACAUAUAGCUGCAGCGUAUACGUUCUACGCCCUGGCUGAAGAUAUGAGACUAAUGUUCAAGAGAUACGCAAAGAAGAGAAAUAUUCUCAUAGGACAUUCGUACGGCGUGUCGUUCUGCACGUUCCUGGCCCACGAGUUUCCAGACCAGAUCCACAAGAUGGUGAUGAUCAACGGUGGUGGACCCACAGCUUUGGAGCCCAGCCUCUGCUCCAUCUUCAACCUGCCCACCUGUGUGCUUCACUGCCUCUCCCCGCUGCUGGCCUGGAGCUUCCUCAAGGCUGGCUUCGCUCGGCAGGGCGCCAAGGAGAAGCAGCUGCUGAGGGAGAACAAUGCCUUCAAUGUGUCGUCGUUCGUGUUGCGUGCCAUGAUGAGCGGACAGUACUGGCCCGAGGGGGACGAGGUUUACCACGCUGAGCUCACGGUGCCCGUCCUGCUCGUUCACGGCAUGCACGACAAGUUCGUCCCUGUUGAGGAGGAUCAGCGGAUGGCAGAGAUUCUUCUCAUGGCGUUCCUGAAGGUCUUGGAGGACGGCAGUCACAUGGUCAUGUUGGAGUGUCCCGAGGCCGUCAACACACUCCUGCACGAGUUCUUCCUCUGGGAACCGGCCGUCCUUCCACCACCCAAAAAAGAGCCCAAAACCCGUCCAGAAACAGCCAAAGCUCAGAUCGAAAACAACCGGGUCACAUCUGAGUCUACCAAGGUCCGGCCUGCAUCUGCCAGACAAACGUAA
Messenger RNA from Nematolebias whitei (Rio pearlfish), 1491 nucleotides. RefSeq names its product abhydrolase domain containing 8b (gene abhd8b). The record is from RefSeq and is a predicted model, not a curated record. The transcript has 5 exons. Bases 76 to 1491 code for a protein of 471 amino acids. Gene Ontology annotation, molecular function: catalytic activity. Lineage: Eukaryota; Metazoa; Chordata; Actinopteri; Cyprinodontiformes; Rivulidae.